AGGCGUCCCGUUUGGAAGUGUCCAAGGAGACCGCCAGAAGUGCGCCAGCCGAGUCUGGGAGAGUUUCCUUCUGGCCGAGAGGGGGAGCCCUGCGUUCCCAGCCAGGAGCGACCCGGAGUCCCGAGCCUCCAGCCCCAGCCGCCCGCCAGCGCCAGUUUUGGCUUCAGCCGAUUAGGAAGAGGAGGGAGGGGGCAGAGAGCGCGUAGAGGGAGGGGACCGGAGCUGGAGGGUCCCGAGUCCAGCACCGUGUUGACGUAGAGAAACUUUCCCUCUCGGCCACGGAAACGGCGCCCCGGCUGAGCUGGAGCGGAGAUCUCCGGGCUCCGAGGACGCGGCGGCUCUCCACGCCCCUGCCCGGAGCCUGACCCGACUGCAUCAGUCAGUAAGUUAUAUGUGAGUCCGUCUGAUAUACACAAGAGAGGAAGCAAUUGAAGGAGAAUUCGGAUGGGCAGUGUUGGUGAUUGAAACCUUCCAAAGUCAGAUGUCUGUGUAUUCUUUCAACUAUAUUUGCACAUACCUACCCAGGAUAUAAAGGGCUAUUGAACUGCACAUCUAUUUGGCUGAUUCUCAUCAUGAACCGUGCUUUUAGCAGGAAGAAAGACAAAACAUGGAUGCAUACUCCAGAAGCUUUAUCAAAACACUACAUUCCCUAUAAUGCAAAGUUUCUUGGCAGCACAGAAGUGGAGCAGCCCAAAGGAACAGAAGUUGUAAGAGAUGCUGUAAGAAAACUAAAGUUUGCAAGACAUAUCAAGAAAUCUGAAGGCCAGAAAAUUCCGAAAGUUGAGUUGCAAAUAUCAAUUUAUGGAGUAAAAAUUCUAGAACCCAAAACAAAGGAAGUUCAACACAAUUGCCAGCUUCACAGAAUAUCAUUUUGUGCAGAUGACAAAACUGACAAGAGGAUAUUCACUUUCAUAUGUAAAGAUUCUGAGUCAAAUAAACAUUUGUGUUAUGUAUUUGACAGUGAAAAGUGUGCUGAAGAGAUAACUUUAACAAUCGGCCAAGCAUUUGACCUGGCAUACAGGAAAUUUCUAGAAUCCGGAGGAAAAGAUGUUGAAACGAGAAAACAGAUUGCAGGGUUACAGAAAAGAAACUUAGUGUUCUCAUGUGACUUUGCUUCACUUCCUGAUGCUUCUCAUGGGGAUCAGAGCAGCAGAAGCAGCAGAUGCUGGAUUCAAGACUUAGAAACAGAAAAUAUGGAGCUUAAAAACAAAGUACAAGAUUUGGAAAACCAGUUAAGAAUAACCCAAGUAUCAACAUCUCCACUGCGGCACAAAAUGUCUGAUCAUGAGCAACACGGGUUUCAGAGAUGCUCACCCUCUUUCUGGCGUAAUACUGAUGAUUCAUCUCCCUGUCUAAAUAUUUCUUCCAUUACUGUCACUCCUGUCAACUCGCCUGAUUCCAGACUGUCACUGGGACUAUUAAUACCACCACCUUCUAAAUGUGGCCUUCCCAAGCCAGUCAGUGAGAGCAGCAUCCCAAGACCUCAUGCAGGCAGUGUGACACCUAAGUCGCCAUCCACUGACAUCUUUGACAUGAUUCCAUUUUCUCCAAUAUCACACCAGUCUUCAAUACCUACUCGCAACGGCACUCAGCCACCUCCAGUACCUAGUAGAUCUACCGAGAUUAAACGGGACCUGUUUGGAGCAGAACCAUUUGACCCAUUUAACUGUGGAGCAGGGGAUUUCCCUCCAGACAUUCAAUCAAAAUUAGAUGAGAUGCAGGAGGGGUUCAAAAUGGGACUAACUCUUGAAGGCACAGUGUUUUGUCUCGACCCGUUAGACAGCAGGUGCUGAUGUCAAGAACAAGAGGUCCUGAUUCUGUUUAAUUUCUUUUAUAUACAUAUAUAUCACGCAUUACUUAUGACAGGUAUUAUACAUGUGCCAAUAUAUUUUUGAACAUCUUAAGUUUUUGAAAAUCAUAUCAGUAAAAUUUCCUCAUACAAUUCACUGUCGACCUAUAUAACAUUUUGUUAUAAAAACAACUCACUGUAAAGUAAAUCAUACUUUUCUGUUCCUUUCUGUUUCUGUUGUAGAAGAAUUUAUCAUUGAAAGAAAAAUUAUCCAAAUAUCUGCCUGUGUCUGAGGUCUAAAUAAUUGGCUUCUUUAAAUUUAUGUUCAUUCUCCAGGCUGCUAGUUUAUUGAUGAUUUCCCAGAAGCCAUACCUUAAUGAUACCUUCCAAAGUCCUAAAGAGAUAUACCAAUUCCAAAUUAAAUAUGUUCUAUAUUCCAUCCAAUAAACGUGUUACCAUUCAUUAGACAGAUGUCAUUUUAUGUAUGAAGUAUUGUUCAUAUUAGUGGGAAAAUGUAAACUUUGAAUGUAACACCACCAGGUCAUUUUUAGCAGGUAAAUUAACAAAAGUAUAAAUUCCAAUGAGAAAUAAACCAAAUGUAUUUAGAGUAUUUAUUAGUAAAUGCAAGGUAAGAAUGUUAGUUAUUAUUAUCAAUUAUACUCUAAAUAUUUUAUUUAUUUCAUAAGUAAAGAUUGUGGAAAAAAUUGAAAAUUUGCUAUUUACAAAACACUUAAAAUUUAAUUUCUAGUGAGAUAAGUUAAAUUACUAAACAUCUAAACAUCACCUAAUCUGAUGUUUCCUUAAAAACAUUUGUAAUAUAUGCUGUCUAUAGUUGCAGUAUCUAUUACCCAUUUUUACUUUACCAAAUAUAUUUUUUCUCACUGAAUAAGACUAUCCUUCUUAUAUUUUCUCCUUUGAUAAAAUAUUUUCUCACCAAAGCUUAUUUUGUGAUGGCACAUUAGUUUUGAUACUUUAAAAAAAAUCUAUGGCACCUGUUCUUUAUGAAUCAUCAAUAUUAUGUAGCAAAUUUAAUUUUAUUCAUUGUGUUAAAAUCAGAAUCAUUUUUCACGAAGAUCAAAUCGCUGCUCAGUCUUGUCUUUAACAUGAAUAAUAACGUUUUCUUGCACCUGCUUCUUGUUGUGCUGAUGAACUCUGACUUUUAAAAAUGUUUGUUUCCCACACUUUUGCCCAUUGCUUAACAGACUCAAAUCUGUACUCAGCACAGCAAAAAUGUAUGGUCAGAUUUAUAAUUUGGUUUAUCAUAUUAUAGGAAAAAUAAGUUAAAUUAAUGAAAAUGUGAGCUUAGAUGGAGGGUAGAUCUCAAACAUUUUUCUUUUCUUUUAGUCAUGAGAAUUUUCUUCAAGUGCUAAAGAUACAUUUUCACUAGGAAAAGAAAUCAAAUAUGGUUAUGCAAUAUUAUAUUUGUAUGUAUCUCCAGAAUAUUCUAUGGUAUAUAUAAGCCUUCUUGUUUGUUCUCUGUUACCUGCUAAGUUGUACCUUAAUUAGAGGGUAGUAUAUGUUUCAUAAAGAAGAGUCUUUAUAAUUUUGUUGGUCAUAUAGUAUUUUGGAAUUUGUAUAAUGAGGAUGUUUAGAAGCCAUAUCUAUGGCUUUUUUUAACAGAUAGAAUUUGUAUUUUUAUUGUACUUUAAAAGCUUUAUGUAAUAGGUAUAUAUUUAGUGGCAAUUUAUUAUCAAUGGUAACACAAUAGAGUACUAAGAUGGUAUUUGCACAUUUAAGAUAUAUUACUUUACCAAUUUUUAAUGGUAAUCAAUUCUGCUACUGGCAUGAUUAAAUAGUGCAUAAUUGGUCGUUAAUUAAGAACAUUUAUUUCACCGAUGCAUUUUUAUGAAGAUCCAGUUGAAAAUUGUAUUUCUAUGUAAAUUCAAUGAUAUGUUUGAUUUUGCUGAGAAUAAAUGACUUUAAAUAA
Messenger RNA from Vicugna pacos (alpaca), 3716 nucleotides. Lineage: Eukaryota; Metazoa; Chordata; Mammalia; Artiodactyla; Camelidae. The record is from RefSeq and is a predicted model, not a curated record.